AUGGGGGCUGGUGUGUUUGGUUUGGCCCUGUGGGGCGGCAUCGUCUCCGUUCUGUUGACGGCGGCGUUGACAUCCACCGCGUCCCCGACAGAUGGACCGCGGAUGACGGCGGAGCAGCACCACCGCACGUCGGAGCGUGUGAUUGAGCACCACUCCUUUUCCCCGCCGCUCCUGCGCAACUACUACGGCGAAAACGAGCUGCGGCACUGGGCCAUCGGCGGCACCACCGUCAUCACGGACAAUUACGUCCGCCUGACGGCAGACCGUCCCGGGCAGGUGGGGCACUUGUGGAACACGGAGCCGCUGGACAUGCCCUCCUUUGAGAUUGUCGUGGGGUUUCACUUGCACGGCAAGGGCACCGGCGCCGAUGGCUUUGCGUUGUGGAUCACGACUGACAGGCCGAGCCACAACGGCCCCUUGAUGGGCAGGCCGAUGGAAUUCACUGGCCUCGGCAUCAUUUUUGACACGUACGACAACGACGGCCUCCGUGACAACCCGGCGGUGUACGUCCUCUUCAAUGACGAAAAGCAGAGGAACCGGCAGUACAAUACACAAAAAGACUUCAAGGGGGAAUAUGUGGGGAGCUGCAAAUACGCCUACCGCCAGACCUCCGCGCUGCCCUCGACAGCGCGGAUUCGGUACGAGGGGAAUGCUCUGCAAAUUUUUCUCUCUCUUGAUGGCGAGAGGAAUGAGCUGCAGUGCACCACCAUCUCCGACCUCCGCCUUCCGAUCGGCAAGGGGGGGUAUUACAUUGGGCUGAGCGCCGAGACCGGCGACCUCGCCGACAGUCACGACAUCCUCUUUGUCCACACUAUGCCGAUCGAGGGGGUCAGUUACGACCAUGACGUUUACAGCAGACGGACUCUCAAUCAGGAGGUGGAGAGUCACCGUAUACUCUUAUUCCCUGAAAGACAUCAAGAGGAAAUCCGGCGACAUGUGCAACAACAACAGCAACAACAGCAGCAGUAUGAACAGCCGCAGCAGUAUGAGCAGCCGCAGCAGCAUUAUGAGCAGCCGCAACAGCAUGAGCAGCCGCAGCAGUAUGAGCAGCCGCAGCAGCAUUAUGAGCAGCCGCAACAGCAUGAGCAGCCGCAGCAGUAUGAGCAGCCGCAGCAGCAUGAGCAGCCGCAACAGCAUGAGCAGCCGCAACAGCAUGAGCAGCCGCAGCAUUAUGAGCAGCCGCAACAGCAUGAGCAGCCGCAGCAGUAUGAGCAGCCGCAGCAGCAUGAGCAGCCGCAACAGCAUGAGCAGCCGCAGCAGUAUGAGCAGCCGCAGCAGUAUGAGCAGCCGCAGCAGCAUGAGCAGCCGCAGCAGCAUGAGCAGCCGCAGCAGUAUGAGCAGCCGCAGCAGUAUGAGCAGCCGCAGCAUGAGCAGCCACCGCCGCCACCGCCGCCACCGCCCCCACCGCCGCCACCACAGCAGCGACAACAGCUGAGUUCUUAUGCUGCAGAUAAAGAACGUCUGAGAGAGUUGGAGAGGGAGCUGCAGGAACUUAAGCAGCGCCGACGUGCACCACGCCCGGACCGUUACCUUGACGAGGAGGAAAUGGAUGAUGAGGGUGGUCUGGAGGAAGCACAGGAAGGCAAUGACGAGAGGGAAAAUGCGGACGACGAUGGGUACGACGACCAGCCGCGUCGACGUGGGGGUCGUCGAAUUAAAUCCAUGCGGAACUUUCGUAGACGUCGGUAG
Messenger RNA from Trypanosoma cruzi, 1689 nucleotides. Its product is annotated as lectin, putative. Bases 1 to 1689 code for a protein of 562 amino acids. Gene Ontology annotation, cellular component: Golgi membrane; COPII-coated ER to Golgi transport vesicle; endoplasmic reticulum membrane. The transcript has a single exon. Lineage: Eukaryota; Euglenozoa; Kinetoplastea; Trypanosomatida; Trypanosomatidae. Gene Ontology annotation, biological process: endoplasmic reticulum to Golgi vesicle-mediated transport; endoplasmic reticulum organization; Golgi organization. Gene Ontology annotation, molecular function: D-mannose binding. The record is from RefSeq and is a predicted model, not a curated record.